AUGCAACAAGAAAAUUUAAAAUUUUAUGGACCAACAGAAAUGAAAAAUGAAUAUUCUCUAAUGAUAACGGUUAUUCGAUCUGCAAUAUCUGAAAUGAAAAAAAAGGGUUAUAAUGAUAACUAUAAUCAACUUAUUAAAAGUUUAAAGGAAUAUUCAAAGGGCAUAGUGGAUAUAAAAAAAUUACGUGUUUGGAUUAUGGCCUUUGCUCACAAUGCUUUCCAUUUAGAUGAACGUUGUACGGAUUUGAUUGACGUGAUUUUCAAUCUAAAUUGGACAGAACAUGAUAACAAUCUUGCAUUAGCUUACAUAAUGUUCUUAUCGAAUUUGAUUUCAUCUAAUCCUUCUCUUUAUCAAAACCGUGUAUUACAAAUGCUGGUACAAAAAUUUGCCUUCAGAAGAAUACCGAAUAAUCUUGAAAAAAUUAAUGGAAGAGUUCAUACAGCUGUGAAAAGUAUUAUAAAAAUAACUCCGAAUUCAGUUGAUCUACUUUACAAAUUGAUAGUUGAAGAAUUUCCACACAAAGCAGAACCUUUAUAUGUUCAUAUAACUUAUCUAAAAAAUUUGUUACAACUUUUGGAAUACACGAAUAAAUUGCAAUCUGAUGUUUUACAACUAAUAUUUAAUUUAGAAGAUUCAAUUCCACAGUAUAAUAUAUCACUUUAUGGUGAUGGAAAUAAUUCAGAUUCUUUAAAUUCAAUGGUAUAUCAAAAACUAUCAACAAUCCAAACCAAUUUGUUGUCGUCCUCACAAAGUCAUCAAAAUAACGAUGUCAAUUAUAAUGAUUUUAAUAUGUUAACAGGAUAUUAUGAUGAAAGUGAUGGUGAUAAUAUGGACAAUACUUCACAAAUGGUCACAAUACUUGACAUUAAAGAUUUAUUAGAAAAGUUGGAUUGUAUGAUGAAGUUGUUGUUUGAUUAUUUAAGUUGGUGUUAUAAAAAUACUACAAAGAAAGGACAAGAGGAAAUUUACAGAGUUUUGAUGAAUGUUUUUGAAAAGAGAAUUUUGCACACUUGUAAAUCGCGAUAUGUUCAAUUCAUAAUUUUUUGGUACGUUUCGCUUGACUAUUCAUUUUCAAGGCGUUAUUUAACACUAAUUCUACGAAAAACAUUUGGGGAACAAGAAUCAGAAAUCAUUAGAUUCUCGGCAACCCAAUAUCUUGCAUCGUUUGCUGCCCGUGCCAAAUUUCUUAAAAAACAAGAGUUACGUCAAAUAUUUCAUAUUGUAGGCAGUUGGAUUGAAAGAUACAUAUGCAAAUAUAAAGUGUCAGUUGCAGACAAACAAGCCAAACAAAAUAAACAUUUCUAUUCAGUGUUAACAGAUAUAAUGUACAUCUUCUGUUAUAGAUGGAGCGAUCUCGCAAAUAAAAAUGGAUGGUGUAAAGAAACUGAUUGGAUCAAAACUAUUCUAAAUUCAAAUUUUAAACCUUUGGAGAUGUGUGCACAAUCUAUUGUAGAAGUAUUUAUUUACAUAACGAAUAAAGUGAACUUUUUACAAUGUAAUGCGAAUUAUAGAAUUCGUCAUGACGAAGAGGAGGAAAGUUUAUGGGAAAUGUCAAAAUUUUUUCCAUUUGAUCCAUUUGGACUUAAAACUUCACAACAUUACUUAAAUGAUAUAUAUAUUCAUUGGGAGGGGUUUUCAGAAUAA
This is a messenger RNA of Entrophospora candida, 1644 nucleotides long. NCBI's taxonomy places the organism in Eukaryota, Fungi, Glomeromycota, Glomeromycetes, Entrophosporales, Entrophosporaceae. The record is from the annotation of a GenBank genome assembly.